This is a messenger RNA of Vicia faba (fava bean), 1572 nucleotides long. The record is from the annotation of a GenBank genome assembly. NCBI's taxonomy places the organism in Eukaryota, Viridiplantae, Streptophyta, Magnoliopsida, Fabales, Fabaceae.
AUGAGAACCUUAAGAAGCUUCGAUGGCUUCCCUUUAAAUUUGAGCAACUUCUAUGGUGGCUGCGCUAUUCUUCUUCUUCUUCUUGUUGUUGUUACUUUAUUGUUUCUUCUGAACCGUAAGAGCAGAUCCCUGUUGGCGUCCUCUUUGAUCUCCGAUUCUAGCAAUUUAAACCCAAGAACCUCAAACACUGUCACUGAUGCUGAUUUGAAGUUUUUAAUGGAUGAAAUUCUAAAUCAGAACCAUAAAUGGGAGGAUGUCAUAGAUAAAACAAAUCAUCAUCUAUGCUACAAAGCUAAAUCCACCAAACCUAAGAAUGGUCCCCUGAAAUAUUGGAGUAUGACUGUGUUCAAUGAUAUUUCCGCCGAGAUGCUAAGAAACUUCUACAUGGACAAUCACUACAGAAAGCAAUGGUUUGAUGCAGCAUUUUGUUUUGUUCUUUUGUUUUCCUCUGAUAGGAAAUCUAAUGGUGUAGGCAAUGCUUUAAUUGUUAGUACAAGUAGAAAUAAGCCUGAUGUAGUCAAGGUUUUUACUGAUAGCAGUGGACACUUGGGGCCAACUUCUGAAUCUGAUGGUUCUGAAGUUGGUCGUACAGGUCAGACUCCAUUGUUUCCUCGUAUUUUUGGUCAUGAAGCUGGAGGGAUCGUGGAGAGCGUAGGUGAAGGUGUGACUCAUCUGAAACCAGGGGAUAAAGCCCUGCCUAUAUUCACAGGGGAGUGUGGUGAAUGUCCACAUUGUAAGUCAGAGGAGAGCAACAUGUGUGAUCUUCUUAGGAUCAACACUGACAGAGGUGUCAUGCUCAAUGAUAACAAGUCUAGAUUCUCUAUCAAUGGAGAGCCCAUAAACCAUUUCGUGGGCACCUCUACAUUCAGUGAGUACACAGUGGUUCAUGUUGGAUGUGUUGCAAAGAUCAAUCCUGAAGCACCACUUGACAAAAAACCCAAAAGAAGAGCAUCUGUAUCUUAUGGGGGAAGGUCUGGUGGCUUGCCAGAGAAAUCACAACGCUCCCGCAGUAUGUCUGUUAGUCCUGACCGGGCUCGUGCGCGAGGAAGAUCUCCGGCCUUCAAUGCCUUGGCAGCUACUUUCGAGAGCUCAAAUGUUAGAAACCUUUCAACUCCACCUCCAAUGAUUAGAAAACUGUACCCAAAAUCUAAGACACCAGAUUCAUCAUCACCAACAUCUAAAUCUUCAUCCAUAUCUAACAUUACUUCUGCUUUUGAACGGCCAUCAGCACGAGGAAGUUUGUUUCCUAGGUCGAUUAAAGGUACCUCCAAAUCGGACCCAGAGACAAAUAGUGACAAUGAGAAUUCUACGAGCAGCAUAGAAGAAUCUCUUACUAUACAGGAAGAUGUGAAAGAAGGUGAAGCUGAAGAUAAUGAAGGUCUUCCAGUAUACCCAUAUGAAAGUGUUAACACAGACUCUACCGAUCCUAUGCCAGACAUUGACGUGACUAAACAGGAGGCUUACCUGUCAAACGACGUGUUCAAAGAGAAACUGGGAAUGGCCAGGAGCGAAUUUUACACGUUGCCAAAAUGGAAACAUAACAAACUCAAAAUGGCUGUUCAGUUGUUCUGA